AUGGUGACAAGAACUCUAUGCAAGGGAAGGAUGCGGGACAGGGAGGAGUUGCUGAAUCGGGACAGGUUGGAGUUGCUGAAGCGGGACAGGGUGGAGUUGCUGAAUCGGGAGAGGGUGGAGUUGCUGAAUCGGGACAGGGUGGAGUUGCUGAAUCGGGAGAGGGUGGAGUUGCUGAAUCGGGACAGGGUGGAGUUGCUGAAUCGGGACAGGGUGGAGUUGCUGAAUCGGGACAGGGUGGAGUUGCUGAAUCGGGACAGGGUGGAGUUGCUGAAUCGGGACCGGGUGGAGUUGCUGAAUCGGGACCGGGUGGAGUUGCUGAAUCGGGACAGGGUGGAGUUGCUGAAUCGGGACAGGGUGGAGUUGCUGAAUCGGGACAGGGUGGAGUUGCUGAAUCGAGACAGGGUGGAGCUGCUGAAUCGGGACAGGGUGGAGUUGCUGAAUCGGGACAGGGUGGAGUUGCUGAAUCGGGACAGGGUGGAGUUGCUGAAUCGGGACAAGGUGGAGUUGCUGAAUCGGGACAAGGAGUUCGAGGAGCAGAUCCUGACUGCCUGUCAGGAAAGUCAGGACCUGGCUGCCUGUUUUACCAGUUAUCAGGAAGCCAGGCAGCGCCUGAGAGACAAGGCCAAGGGCCGUGGUUUCUGGCCAGUGACGGGGUCCAAAGGCCGUGGAAAGGGCAAGAAGGGAAAGUCUCCUGGGGGUGGUGCUCGUUUUGGAGCUCAGGGCAAUCAGAGCUUUGGGGGUCGCCGCAGGAGCCUGGCAGAUCGCAUAGCGAACUCCACUUGCCGGCGAUGUGGACAAGCCGGUCACUGGAAGAGAGAAUGCCCUCUCUCUUCCACUCCUACUCCUGGAGGCUUGGGCAAAAAGCCAAAUGAGAUGGAAUCCUUCACGGGCAUCCUUCAGACCGAUGAGGAGGUGAUGGUCAUCACGGAGGACAUCGGGCUUGAUGCUGCUGUGGAAGUCGUUGAUGACCUUCCUCAGGGCGCUGUGGCAUACCUGGAGGAGGCCGAUGAUGAAGCAAUCAUCGACACUGGUGCCAGCCGUGCCGUCAUAGGGGCUGAACGGUUGAAGAAGUUGGUUCGCAGUUUACCCCCCCAAAUUGGAAAGAGGGUUAUGCAGGUCCCCUCGGAAGGUGUUGUUUUCAAGUUUGGCAAUGCUGGCAAACUGACGAGCAAUUGUGCUGUCAUGCUCCCUCGCGCGCAAAAAGGGCCGAACUAUCUCGACCGCAUGCUGACCACGCCCAUGGAUGGAAAUCUGAUGGGCUAUCACACCCACGGAGAUCUUCCGCAGGCCUUGGUGAGGCCUCCGGAUAUCAAUACUCUCACGGAUUGGGGGUAUCUCAAAGCUCCAUCGGGCAAGCAUGCUUCAAAGAGCUUCGCGGCCAUCUACGAACUGGACCAGGGCUAUGUCAACCAGAUGUGGAACCGCAGAGGGGUGUCCUCGUGGGUUCGAAGUUUUCAGAUGUACAGUCGAGCUCGUCGAGCGGCCAGCGAGGAGGCCAAGAGACGUGGCCGACAGGGGAGUCCUUCGACUUCACAGGGCCCUCCGAUGACACCACCGCAGAUGCCAGUGCCGCCGAUGUCUUCGAUGGCCUCGAACACAGUGCCUCAGCCGAUCAGUCAGGGCAAGCUCAAGGAGAAGGACAAGCAGUCCGAUCUCGAGGAAUGGACCCAGAUACCGGUGGAAACAUCGGUUCCAUGCGAGGGGAACAAGGGCAAGAGGGUCCUCGACAAUCCAACGACCAAGAUGGAGACCCAGCCCAACAAGGAGAAGAUCGUGCAGAUUCAGACACAGAUUGCCAUCUUGCAGCGCGAGCUGCAGAAGGAGACGUCGGGCACCGAAGUGUUUCAACAUCCGGAGAGCCUUGAGGAUCACGAACGUCCCGAAAUGGCACAAGAGGCAUUGCAGCUCCAGAAAAGACGUCGCGUCAGCUUGAAACAACCAGAAAAUUCACUGUAUGGCAAAGCACCCACAUGGCAUGAUGUGUUCCGUCAAGCUGGACAUUCCACCCCAAGAGUAGGAAAUGCUUUCUAUAAGGGGGAAGAGGGUGAUGCCGUGUUCCGAAUGGUUCAACAACUGGUGCCUGACAUGACAGUGAAACUGGUGGUUGCAUGCCGGGGUACAGACAGACACCGUAUCCAGCCGGCCGCAGCAAACUGUGAAGUGUUUCCCUGGCGGAAAACAGUCUUGGUGGCACGCAACUCGGGGGAGAUUGUUGAUUUGGGGCCUCCCGAAAAAUGGAGCACGCUCACACGUGCUCGGCAGAUCAGGUCCACUGGGGCAGCCAGAAUUUCACUCUCUAUUUUUGGGAUUAAGGAUGAAGAUGGUGUUGUGGUGGAUCCUCCGAGUGCCGCUGUCAGUUCCGACCGAGACAGUGCCGAAGGCCAGUCUCCGGUCUGCGUUCCAAAUGAAGAUCAAGUCAUGGCCGAGCCCUCCAAUUCCAAUGGGGAAAAUUUUGCAUGGGUCCCCCGAAUUAUCCCUAAAUCGGGGCCUGGGUUUCUCAUGUUGGAUAAGGGGGAACAAGUUGAGCUUAGGCGUUUGCAUAACAAUCUUGGUCAUCCUGAUCCUGAUAAGAUGGUUCGUUUUCUCACGGAACGAGGGGCUAAGCCUGAGAUUGUAGCCGGGGCGAAAGAUAUGAGUUGUGAUACUUGUGUUGAAACCCAAAAUCGACCAAAGUUGUCCCAACCAAGUCGCAUUCAUGAAAACCUGGAUUUCAAUGAUGUUGUCGGAGCCGAUGGGGCUUAUUGGACAAAUGCCCAGGGGAAGACUUUUCAUUUCAUGCAUUUCAUUGAUGAGUCUACCUUGUAUCAUCUAGGUGCAGUGUGUGCGCGAAAGGUUGAGGACCAAAUUCGAGUCUUCCUACAAGCCUGGGUCCAAUGGGCCGGACCAUGCACGUUGCUGUACUUGGACCCGGCAGGGGAAUACAUCAGUGACGAAUGGUCCGCUGCUCUCCAAAGUGAGGGAAUCAGGGUAUCAAUGACAGCUGCUGAGUCGCAUUGGCAGAAUGGUAGAGCUGAGGCGCAUGGACGCAUCAUCAAAAAUAUGUUGACUCGUAUGGAGAAGGAUCAAAGUAUCCUCACUGUUGAGGAUUUUUCUCGAUGUUUGCGUCAAGCGUUUGCUGCUAAGAAUUCCUUGAGCCGAGUCAAUGGCUUUACCCCAGAGCAAUGUCUACUGGGAAAGUCAAGGCGCCUUCCAGGCUCUCUUACCUCAGACUUCGAUGCGGCCAGUCACAGCCUUGCAGAGAGCUCGUCCCCAGAGGGUAUCCGUUUUCGAGAUUUGUCUUCACGUCAGGGAACGUUGAAAUUUUCAACGGACACUCGGCUAGCUCAAAAUGAGCGCACUGUCGUCUGCCCCAUUGCAUGGAGCUCACGGAAAAUACCUCGAGUUGUAACUUCAACUUUAAGUGCAGAAUCGAUGGCACUCAGCUCAGCCCUGGACAGAUUGGGAUACAUCAGAGUGAUGUGGGAAUGGUUGAAAGAUCCGGCAGUAGACUGGGCGAAUCCUAGUCAAGUUUUGGCCAAAGCACCCACUUCCAGCGCAGUGACUGAUUGCAAGAGCGUCUACGAUCUGGCAACAAAGACCUCUGUCCCAGUCUGUACAGAGUACAGAACAACUUUAGAAUGUUUGCUCAUACGUGAGCGCCUUAGAGAGAACGUAGCUAUGCGUUGGAUCAGCACUCAGGCUAUGCUGGCUGACUCCUUGACAAAGAGUAUGGAUUCAGGCAUGUUGCGGGAAUGCUUGAAGUCAGGGCGAUAUACUUUGUUUGACGAAGGAGAAAGCUUGCGUCAGAGAGCUUCCAAGCGUGAGCGGUUGCAGUGGCUGAAAGAUGGAACUGCUUCCAAGGAACAUGGAUGUGAUGGGAAAUAA
Molecule: messenger RNA, 3864 nt
Organism: Cladocopium goreaui
Lineage: Eukaryota; Dinophyceae; Suessiales; Symbiodiniaceae
Source: the annotation of a GenBank genome assembly